Messenger RNA from Physella acuta, 1982 nucleotides. Its product is annotated as adenosine deaminase-like protein. The record is from RefSeq and is a predicted model, not a curated record. Lineage: Eukaryota; Metazoa; Mollusca; Gastropoda; Physidae. Gene Ontology annotation, biological process: adenosine catabolic process; inosine biosynthetic process. Gene Ontology annotation, molecular function: adenosine deaminase activity.
GGCCUACAAGUUUUUUAAAGCUGUUUUAUAAUAUAGAUCUAGAUCCUGAUCUAUUAUUAACUGUAUCUAGAUUUAUACAGAAAACAGUACACUAUUGACUUAUAAAUGGACUCAUUUAAUGUGAAAGAAUUUUGCCAAAAGCUACCCAAAGUGGAACUUCAUGCACAUUUAAACACAAGCUACAGUGUUAAAUCAAUACAAGAAUUGAUUCAGCUCAAUGGAAGUGCUGGAGAGUUAGAAGAAGUAAACAUAGCUACCAAUCAGGACAUCGAUGAAAGUUUCAAGUUUUUUACCAAAAUUCAACAACUUGUCAAGACUGAAGAAGCAGUCUAUUUGUUGACUCGCAGUGUGAUAGAAGAAUUUGCAGCUGAUAAUGUUAAGUACUUAGAGUUGAGGUCUACCCCUAAAGAUAUACCAGAAACUGGAAUGACAAGGGAGUUGUAUAUGAAUACUAUGAUAAGGGCUGUGAAGGAAUGUCAAGAUAAAGGAUUAGACAUCAUAGUCAGAUUGCUAGUCUCUUUUGAUAGACGACAUGGAAUAGACAUUGCAAAAUUGACAGUUGAGCUGGCUGAAAAACUAAUGAAGGAUCAUGGUGGUUUAAUUAAUGGAAUUGAUUUGAGUGGUGACCCUAAGGUUGGUGAUGCAACAGAUUUAAUUCCAUAUCUUAUUGAAGCUGGAAAGAAAAACCUAAAGCUGGCAUUACAUUUAGCUGAGCUACCUUCACAUGCAGAAACAAAAAAUGUAUUGAGUGCUCUUUGCCAAGAAGGUUCCCUUUCUUUACGCAUUGGUCAUGGUACUUUUUUGUACCGACACGAGGACGGAUUAGGAUGUGAUGAAAUGAGAGAUUUAGUCCUUCAAAAAAAAAUCCCCAUAGAAGCAUGCAUUACAUCCAACUUGAAAACUAAAACAGUCAACAGCAUAGAGUCACAUCACUUUAAGUACUGGUUCCAGCAAGGUCAUCCAAUCAUUCUUUGUACUGACGGAAAGGGAGUGUAUGACUCAACAUUAUCCGAGGAAUACUGGAAGGCUGCUCAGGCCUUUAGUUUGAGCAGGGAACAAUUGAAAGACUGUGUUCACAAAGCAAUAGAUUCUAUAUUUGCUGAAGAUUCUGUCAAGGAGGUUUUAAGACAGAAAUUAAAUGAAUUUCAUAUAUGAACGUAUCAUCAUAUGCCUUUUAUUAUUUAAAUUCUAGAAAUGUGUUUGAGAAAAAGAAAAAUAUUUAAGCUCAAACUACUGAAAGUUAUAGGUAUUUGGAAAACAUACACUUGAAAGUUUUUUGUUCAUGGUGUUGUGUAAUCUUGUAUAAAUAAGCGCAUCUAUUGUUCUAAAGUAAGUCAACUUGUACAUGCUUAUCAAUGCAUUAAGUUUCUAGUCAGCUUUUGUUCUAAUUCAGUUUCUUGACUAUUAAAAUAUUCAUACAGCUUGGGCCCUGGUCCUUCAGUAGUGUUAGAGGAUUUUGUGUAGGAAACAAAAUGUUGAAUUAAAGCAGAAAUGAGUUUAUGUGGUGUGAAAUUUUGUUCAUGUGUAACCAAAAUGUUCUUUUGCUCAGCUUGUUGGACUCAAAUAUAGACAAUCUACAAAGUUUUUUUUUUACAUAAUCUUAAAGCUGCUUUGUUAAAUGUCACUGUCUUAAAAAUUAACCAAAAUGUAAUGUUUAUCAAUGUUAAGUACUGUUAUAUUACCUUACAUAUUCAAUAUAUAUGUCUGAACAAAGAGUUAGUAAAUUUGUAUGUCAUUUUAUUUAUAUCAUAUUCUAUACAGGGUUAAAAUAAGAACAUUGUUUUUUUUUAAACAAAAAAUUAUUUACAGAAGAGCACCAAUGUCUUAGUGUUUAAAACAAUGUCAAAAUAUCUUUCAGAUAUUUAAGAUUCUGUGUUUAAGUUAUGUAUAUUAAGUAUGAACCUCCCAUAUCCCUUGAAGAAAAAUGUAUCGAAGAAAAAAAAAACUUAAGCAUAACUGUUUUAGGUUAAUUAUUAAAAAAG